This is a messenger RNA of Plectropomus leopardus (leopard coralgrouper), 590 nucleotides long. Lineage: Eukaryota; Metazoa; Chordata; Actinopteri; Perciformes; Serranidae. The record is from RefSeq and is a predicted model, not a curated record.
ACUGUGUCGUUUUAAAAAAAAGGCCCAGGGUGAAGUGAACGCGACAGCCAUCUCCAACCUGCUGCCUUUCAUGGAGUACGAGCUACACACGCAGCUGAUGAACAAGCUGAAGCUGCGGAGCAUGAACGCUCUGUUUGGCUUACACAUACAGAUCAGUGUCGGAGAAAACAUGCUCCUGGGUUUGGCUUCUGCUACAGGCGUGUACCUGACAGCCCUGCCAGCACCAGGUGGCAUCCAGAUAGCGGGGAAGACUCCUGGUGACCUGAGCAAUGAGCACCACAUCCUCACCAUCCAGAAAAGGAUCAAUGACACGAUAGCCAGGAACAAAGAGCUCUAUCAAAUAAACCCUCCGGUGAGACACACAAUGGAUGCAUGGACAGGAAAUUAAUGUAUGGAAGAUGAGAUUUGUGAUUAAGUCUGCAAAUUAUCCCUUAAUAUUCCAGAUUUUCGCUGCUAAAUUUAUACAAUGUUUAUUUCAACACGACAGUAGCCAGCAUGUCAUGUGGGUUUUAGCCCGAAAUAUAAAUACUGUAAACAGAAAAACAAAAAAAUAUUUAAAAAAGAUGUUUAGAUGUGCUGGAAACUUUGCA